Messenger RNA from Liolophura sinensis, 1052 nucleotides. RefSeq lists its product as uncharacterized. Bases 52 to 555 code for a protein of 167 amino acids. The record is from RefSeq and is a predicted model, not a curated record. The transcript is spliced from 2 exons. Lineage: Eukaryota; Metazoa; Mollusca; Polyplacophora; Chitonida; Chitonidae.
CUGGUCUGAAAACACCUCCCGUUUAGAAGUGAUAUAUUUACCAUUGGCAAAAUGGGUAGUAGCUCUACAAAAAUCAAGGUAUCCAUCGGGAAUUCUUACAACGAGACCGUGUGGGCCAUUGUAAAGCUGGAACCUGACAGAACCAAUUGUUUUGUUCCAGACGAUAAUCAAGUCGGAUAUUGGUACCAGAGACAAAGAGGCUUCCAGCGUAUAGGCCAAGGGGGAUACGUAACAUUCGACAUGAAUAUACCCAGGUACACAAAUCAGGUUUACGUUUCAGUAGGGACAGACUCUGGUAUGCAGCUCUCUGACGGCUUGCCCAAGGAGUCGGUCUCCUGUAACCUGAUUGUGACAGCAGAGGGGACGGUGACGAAUGCCAGACUAAACGCUAGGUGGGAGGACGAAGAUGGCGUGUGUCAUCGACCAGGGCUAAGGACUGCUUCAGGCCUUCUCACAUCUUUGAACACAGAGGCUAUAAAUUCUCGGAGGCACAUGAGGAAUUUGAACAUCAAUCUGGUUCAAAACCUCAGCAAACAAGACGAGUGCAACCCAUGAUUGCCGAUACACUCCGGAUGGGACCGACUCUUCAGCCUGCAGAUGAUGAUUCGUUGGAGACAUGUCAAACAGUCAGAUGUUUGUGUGUGCCAACGUAUUUUCAGGACGGUGAUAUUUUAUGUAAUAACGCUGUUUAUUUUGAGGAUGAUCAGGGUUUUUUUUUUUUGCUAUCUAUGCAUCAAAAAAGCAAACCAUCGUUCGUAAUAAGGACCCAAUUUUUUAAAUCAUUAGACAAGUAUAUAUCGUUAUGAAUAAAUAACACCACUCAUGUUUGACGGCAAUUUUGUGUGCAAAAUAUCUUCCACUUAUGCAAAGAUGGUAUUUCACUCUAACGCCAUACAGUUUGGCCAUGGUGAUUCGCUCCCCUAAUGCCAAUAAUUUUAGAGAUGUAAAAUUCCCCUUCGCGACGGCGAUAUUUGACACUGACGCUUUUUAUUUUCUUGGAGAUAUUCUACGUUUAUGCCAUUCAUUUGCGGGGGUGGCGGGGGGGGGGGGGC